This is a messenger RNA of Hypomesus transpacificus, 3844 nucleotides long. RefSeq names its product EMAP like 3 (gene eml3). Bases 195 to 3242 code for a protein of 1015 amino acids. The record is from RefSeq and is a predicted model, not a curated record. The transcript is spliced from 24 exons. Gene Ontology annotation, cellular component: mitotic spindle. Lineage: Eukaryota; Metazoa; Chordata; Actinopteri; Osmeriformes; Osmeridae. Gene Ontology annotation, biological process: microtubule cytoskeleton organization. Gene Ontology annotation, molecular function: microtubule binding.
CUUUUUUGAAACCUCUGUGAUAACUGCACGUUGCGAUGCAAUCCCCUCUUUUCUAAAGGAACUGCUUCAACACGAGCAGCUAGCUCUUGGUUAACUGUCAUGCUCCAGGGUACAGGAUCCGUCAGAAUGGAAAAUACACCAGAAAACAAAUUUCACUCUUAAAAAGACUGUACAAAAUUUCUCAACAUAGGACCAUGGAUGGUUCUACCAAUAGUCUGGAUGAUGUGUCGGCAGACAGCAGCGCUGAGUUCCCAGACCGGGUCUCCAUGAUGGAGGGCCGUCUGCAGGCGCAGGAAGAUGAGAUCACACUGCUGAAGUCAUCACUGGCCGACGCGCUGCGAAGGCUUCGUGUCCAUGACCAGCUGAUCCCCCUGCUGAAACAGCAGCUGAUUGCAGUGAACCCAGCUGCAGCCCGGGUCCUGAACCAGGUCUGUUCCGAAGGUUGCUCCCGUGGUCGUAAACAGUCGUCCAGCUCAGCCCCAGAUGAACUACGACACCCAAACACCAGCCAAGUGACUAACAGUCAUGGUGAGAAUGGCCACAUUGGUGAUUCCGUAUCCCCAGUCCCAAGGCCCAGACCCCCCACUCUGGACAGGUCUACCCAGACAGAUCCUCCUGCGCUGGGGCAGGACCCAGGGCAGGACAGGGUGCCCCUGGCUCUCACCAGAGCCACCCAGAGCCUCUCCCUGGAGGACGCCCUCCCUGGGGGGGGGUCAGUGUUGGAGGGGGCCCGGGCCAAGCUGCACCGAAUCCAGGGUAUGGAAGAGGAGGAUGAGGAAGGAGAGGAUGAAGCUGGCAGGGAGAGAGAGAAGGACUUGAGCUGGGCUUCUUCCCUGGUGGAGGAACCUAUCCACCCCACCACCAUGAGGAGCCUCCAGCGGGAGGUUCUCCAGGAGGCCAAUGGACCAGAGGAGCAGAGCUCAGCCCCCCAGACCCCCUCCCCGAGCUCCCCGGCUGCCCCGAAGGACCAGACCCCCAUCCCCAGAGCCGGACCCCUGUCCACCAUCCUGGAGGGAGAGAAGAAACCUCUGGUCCGCAGGAACAGUGAAAAACUGGCUAAGGAGACCCAGGAGAAGACCAAAAAACGACUGGACAAGAAGGCCGCGUCCUCGGCCAACCUCCUCACCCGCUCCCCCAGUCUGGAGAGCCGGGCCAAAGACCUCGUCUCCACUGCAGGUUCACCAGGAUCGAGAAGGGCGACCUACAGCCAAGGUCAAUCAAUUAAGAUGUUCAUCCGCGGUCGACCAAUCACCAUGUACAUCCCCUCAAACAUACAGAACUACGAAGAUCUGAAAAUGGAACCGCCCGCUGAGAAACUGGAACUAGACUGGGUCUACGGUUACCGAGGCCGAGACUGCAGGGCCAACCUGUACCUGCUGCCGUCGGGGGAGGCCGUGUACUUCAUCGCCUGCGUGGUGGUGCUGUACCACGUCAACAGCCGCACCCAGCGCCACUACCGCAAGCACACCGACUGUGUCCGCUGUCUGACCAUCCAUCCAGACAAGGUGCGCGUGGCGUCGGGACAGACCGCCGGAGUGGAUAAAGAUGGGAAGCCCCUGCAGCCUUUUGUCCACAUCUGGGACUCGUCCACGCUGGUGACCCUGCAGCAGAUCGGCCUGGGCACCUUCGAGAGAGGCGUGGGAUCUGUGGCCUUCUCCACGGCCGACUGUGGAGCUUACCUGUGUGUGAUUGAUGACUCCAACGAACACAUGCUGUCUGUGUGGGACUGUGCCAAAGGCACCAAGCAUGCUGAGGUUAAGAGCACUAACGAGGCUGUGUUUGCUGUGGAGUUCAACCCCAGCGACAGCGGCAUAAUCAUCACCUGUGGGAAGUCUCACGUCCACUUCUGGACCCUCAGCGCCGGAUCCCUCACCAAGAAACAGGGCAUCUUCGGGAAAUACAAGAAGCCCAAGUUCAUCCAGUGUUUUGUGUUCAGUCUGACGGGAGACGUGCUAACAGGUGACUCCGAUGGGAACAUCCUCACCUGGGGCAAAUCUCCGGGUGAUGUCAAAACGCUGGGGAAAGGAGCCAAAGAGACCUUUCAGAUCAUGCGGCAGACGCAGGCCCACGAGGGCAGUGUGUUUACCCUGUGCAUGCUGCAGGGCGGCGCUGUGCUCAGCGGCGGAGGCAAAGACCGCAAGAUCAUCCGGUGGAGUGCCGACCUGGCGCCCGAGAGAGAGUGUGAGAUUCCAGAGAUGUUUGGUGCGGUCCGUACCCUCGCGGACAUUGAUGGGGAGGAGCUGUUAGUUGGUACAACCCGAAAUGCCAUACUGAGAGGCACUUUCUCAGACGGCUUUGUGGCCAUAGUACAGGGUCAUAUGGAUGAGAUGUGGGGCUUGGCCACACAUCCCUCCCAGAACACCUUCUUCACGUGCGGCCAUGACAAACAGGUGUGCCUGUGGAACACCGAGGAACACAAACUGGACUGGUGCACCACACUGGAGGAGUACGGACUCUGUGCGGAUUUCUGUCCAAACGGGGCAGUGGUGUCUGUUGGCCUGAGCACAGGGAGGUGGUUGGUGCUGGACAUGCAGACUAGAGAGGUCGUCUCAGACUUCACCGACGGCAACGAGCAGCUGUCUGUCAUGAGAUACUCGCCAGAUGGGAGCUUCCUGGCAGUGGGUUCCCACGACAACUUCAUCUACAUCUACACGGUCGCAGAGUCCGGCCGCCGCUACACCCGCUACGGAAAGUGCAAUGGUCACUCCAGUUUCAUCACUCACCUUGAUUGGUCCAAAGACGGGAAGUAUAUCAUGUCCAACUCGGGCGACUACGAGAUCUUGUACUGGGAAGUGGCCGGGGGCUGCAAGCUGCUGAGGAAUCGCUUUGAGAGCAAAGACAGAGAAUGGGCGUCCUACACUUGUGUGUUAGGCUUCCACGUCAUGGGCGUGUGGUUGGAGGGCUCGGACGGGACAGACAUCAACGCUCUCUGCCGCUCCCACAGCGAGAGGGUGGUUGCCGUGGCCGACGACUUCUGCAAGGUCCACCUCUUCCAGUACCCCUGCCCCAAACUGAAGGCCCCGAGUCACAGGUAUGAGGGCCACGGCAGUCACGUGACCAACGUGCGCUUCACCCACUGUGACAGACACCUGCUCUCCAUUGGGGGGAAGGACACCUGCAUCCUCCAGUGGAGGGUGACGAGAGCAGGGACGGGGGACAGCAGCGAGCGCUUGGCCUCCGCCCAGGCCUCAGCCCCGGCCUCAGCCCCAGCCUCCUCCAGCUCCUACGAAUCUGGCUCGUGAAGAUGAGAGAACAGGAACGUUGUUUUGUAAAGUGAUUUGUUUACAGAGUGGAAGAGAAUUUUGAGUGAGAGAGAUUGACAGAGAGGUUAGAGAUUGGCAGAGAGAGAGAGGGAGAUUCUUGACACAGAAAAAAGAGAGACUCUGUGAUACAGAUUUUGGGUUCUUGCUUUGAGGGGUUACCAUGGAGUCCUUAACCUACAGGAUUCUCAUUUCAGAGGAUAAUGAUAGAUUUGUACAAUGUGAGCCACAUGUUAUGACAUAAAGUUAAAUGCCUAACUUUUGCCAGAACAGAAUAUAUUUUAUUCUGUUUGCCUUUUGUGAAUUUCCAGUUUUGACAUAUUUGAAGGUCAAUGUUUUUGUGUUUUUAUGUCGGAUUGCCAUUAUAUAUCCUAAUCUUUAUGACAAAGAAGUCAAAUUCUACAUUCCAAAGUUUUCGUUUGAAGUUGUAUAACUUUGUGUAAAUGACCACAAUGGUUUUGCUUUACGGAUAUGUAUUUGUCAUAGUCUUUUAUCAAACUUUUUAACUCUAAAAUGUCUUUACACUUCCUGUUUGCCUCCACAUAAUCUUAAAGUGCCUGAAUAAAACAUUGUAUGAAUCCUGA